AAGUGAAAUAAGUAAAUAAUAUCAUUGUGUCCACUUCCAUUAUUACAUUGAAAGAAUGAGUGGCUACUAUUACCCUGACCUUAGUUUCACUUGUCUCGCUUAUGUUAGAGAUCCUGGUUUUCGCUCUCAGAACAAUAGCUAUGAUGAUGAACAUACUCGUGUACCUUUGUCGAUAUACCCAUCAAGGCCGCAGGAAGACAUGUUUUCUCCAUGGAGGCUUUUUGAAGAACGGGUCAGAACUGGACCUUAUAAUUUAUCCCGUUUCCCUUCACAACCAUUUUCUCCAGUAAGAAUACUAGUCUAUGACAACACAAAUGAAAGAGUAAACCCAAGGCUAAGACAAUUCAUCCAAGACUCACCUCCACACAUCCAAGGAGAAUGGCAUCUCCCCAGCUCUACUCAAGAAUCUGGCUUAACAAAUGAAGAAUUCAAGAAGGCCAUGAAGAAGGUAAGAAAACAAGUCUACAACCCUCCUUACCCAAGGAAAAAGGCAUGGAAAAGAAGUCUUUUUAACAACAAGACCAGCAGUAAUACUACUAACAAUAACAGUGGAGAUGAAGAAAAAGAUGAAGGUAAAACUACUUGUGUUAUUUGCUUGGAGUCCUUUGAGCCAAAUGAACAAGUUUUAGUGACCCCAUGCAACCAUAUGUUCCACCAUGACUGCUUUGUUCCUUGGUUGAAGAGCCAAGGCAAGUGUCCUAUUUGUAGGUUCUCACUUUGUGAGGGGAAAGACAUGGCAUUGGCUCUUAGCAGUAACAAUAGUAGUGCUGUUAAUAAUGAUCUCAAUGAUUUGGCUGCGGACCUUGCUGCACUUAUAAGAGCUAUGGAAGAGGCUUUCAAUUGGGUCAACCUUCGUCGCUCUGUCUGACUUAUAUAUAUUUGGUUCUCAUUUGCUCAUUAUGUACUUAUGAAUAUCUUCAGAAAUAUCAACUGUAUUUGUGUAUCUUUUUUUAUUUUUUUCCCUACUUUUGUAAGAUAAUAUGGGCUGUCAAAUAUUAAUUUUCAGUUCAUUUUCUAGGUUUUGGCUCA
This is a messenger RNA of Dioscorea cayenensis subsp. rotundata (Guinea yam), 1029 nucleotides long. Its product is annotated as E3 ubiquitin-protein ligase RING1. The transcript is spliced from 3 exons. NCBI's taxonomy places the organism in Eukaryota, Viridiplantae, Streptophyta, Magnoliopsida, Dioscoreales, Dioscoreaceae. The record is from RefSeq and is a predicted model, not a curated record. The coding region runs from base 56 to 868 and encodes 270 amino acids.